This is a messenger RNA of Canis lupus familiaris (dog), 2199 nucleotides long. RefSeq names its product basic proline-rich protein-like. The transcript is spliced from 8 exons. Bases 1 to 2199 code for a protein of 732 amino acids. NCBI's taxonomy places the organism in Eukaryota, Metazoa, Chordata, Mammalia, Carnivora, Canidae. The record is from RefSeq and is a predicted model, not a curated record.
AUGAUCGCCAACAGACUGAAGUCCUCCGCGGUCACCGCCACCACCGAGGCCACCAUCAGCACACCGGCACGGCAGCAGCAGCAGCAGGACCGAGGCCAGCGCACGGGCAAGGGCAUCGCCGGCGGCGGCACCGAAGGCCUUCCCGGACCCCCGACCCCCAUCGCUCACCGAGUCCACCGUUACACCGGGGCCCCGGGGGACGCCGUCACCAACAGCGCCAAAGUUCGCCACCACCAUCACCGGCGGCGGCGGAGGCAGCGGCGGCAGCAGCAGCAACACGACGCAGCCCAGCGCAGCCCAGCGCCCAGCGCAGCCCAGCGGCCUCCCGGCACCUCUCCCGCCGCCGUCCACCGCCACCACGGGGUCUCCCAGCCCUCUGGCACCGGGACCCACUCCCCACCGCCACCCACCCCCACGUGCCACGUGCCGCUCCUUCCAGCCUCCAGGCUCAAACCCUCCAUCUACCACCGACCCCUUGGACCCCACACCCACGUCCUACACUCAAGGUGCACAGGUGCAGGAGAGGCGCCGGGCAGGGUGCCCUGCCGCACCCGAGCCCCCGCAGACACCCUGCCUCAGUGGCCAGCCCCACUCUCGGCCAGUGCCCGCCGGCGCCACACGUCCCGGGCCCUCACUCCACGCACACACCCGGGGUGCUGCGGGAGAGUCCAAGCACCCACGGAGGCCCGAGGCGCCCGGCCUGUCGGUGGCCUCGGCUGGGGUCGGACGUCCCGGACUGUCGGGCCUGGGGCGGAGCGAGACGGGGAGCCAGGCGAGCGUCCGGGGGAGGCGGCCGCGAGACGCCGAGACCUCCAGUCGGCCCACCUGCCGGCCAGCCAGCCAGCGAGGCCAAAAGGCUUGGGCCGGCCCGACGGAGCCCGCCAGGCAAGCCAGCCUUGGGCUCGACGGGCGGGUGGCCUCGUGCGCACGCGCAGCCUCGGUCAGCUCGGGGCCAGGGAGACGCACGAGCGAGCUUCGGCUAAAAGGGGUGUGCGGCGGCGGUCUUGCGAGAGGAAGAAGAAAGGCUUCCCUGACCGGGAAUCGAACCCGGGCCGCGGCGCCUGCCCCGACGUGCCGGCCGUGCCGCAGCUCUGCGCCGUCGCGGGCGCCACCAGCGGCCGCCCGGCGCCCCACCCGCGCCACCCCCACGCAGCCCUGGCUGCUCCGCAGGCACGACCGCCCGCCGCCUCCGCCGCCCGCCUCUGGGGGGCGCUCUCGCCGCCCUGCGGCUUCCCGGCGCGGCGGCGGCGCCCGCGACCAAAAGAGGGCGUGUCUCGCCUCCCGUCGGGGAAUCGAACCCCGGUCUCCCGCGUGACAGGCGGGGAUACUCACCACUAUACUAACGAGGACGGCGGCGGCGGCCCGGCCCGGGCGCCCGACCCCUCUCCGCCCGCCCGCCCGGCCCGCCGGCCUCCUGCCUGCCGCACCACGCCCACCCGGGCCCCUCGACGAUCCCGCUGCGCCCGUCCUGCCAGUGCGCCCGCCACGUGCCCCGGGCCACGGCCCACCCGGCCCGACCCCCCGGCCGCCGCGUCAGCGCGCACAGCAGUCCCCCGGCCCGACUCGGAGCGUCGCGCCCCGGACCCGCCGCCGCCCCCGCCCCCGCCCAGCCGCGCGGGGAUGGCGGCGGGAGAAGACGCCCGACACGGCAAGCAGGGCUGCGCGAGCGAGCCGGAGGCCCCGCGCCGGGGAUGGGGCGCGCGGGCGGCGGGGGGCGGCGGGGGCGGCGGGGGGCCGGACGCCGGCAGCAGGUCUCCCCUGGAGGCGUGGGUUCGAAUCCCACUCCUGACACGCCCACCUUUUGGCCCGCCCAACGCGGGCUCUCCGCACCCGGGCCUGGACGACGCCCUGUCUGUCCCGCACUUACACGCCGCUGCGGGCUGCGGGCUGCGGGCUGCGGGCUGCGGUGCUGGCGGAGCGCCUGGCACACGUGGGCCCGGGACCCACGCAGCUGCAGCGCCUCGGCCCUCCCGGCCACAGGCUUUGGCGCCCCCGCGCCCUCCCUCCCCCGCCACCUUCCCGCGCCUCUCCCUCCUCCUUCAUCCCGGCGGCCGCGGGCCUCGGCCAACUCGGCAAGUCGGCGGCACGGCUCUCCGGGGGCUCCGUUUGCCCUCUUCCUUCCCGCCGCCGCCCCCUGCAGGCCAGCCGCGGGCCGAAAUGCCGGCAGCCCCGCGCGGGCCGGGCCACGCUCCCAGCUGA